AAGUUAGUAGCAGUGCAGCAGUCAACAUGGCAAAAUAAAUAUGCACACAAUUUUAAGUGUUUAUUUUAGUAGAAAGUCUCUAGUGAACAGGAUUAAGAUAGCUGACCGAAUGCUGACAAAUAGCUUAAAAUUGCUGUCGUUUGAAGAGAUAUGUGCGAUUUUCUGGAGUUUCAUGACUAUAUAACUGCAAGCCCCGACGCUUUAUCCUGUGUAAGGUGAAGCAGAGACGAGAUGAUACUAACUAGGCAAUGACAAUCAGCAUUUCAAGCACAAUAGAGCACCAACCCCUCAACCCUCUACAGCCCCCUUCACACACUGACUGAUGCACACAAACCUGUCGUUUCCCCUUUAAGACAGCACACAGCCCCUUUUAAAGAUGGGCCUGCCCUAUCUCUGCCUACUAGUCUUCCUAUUCGCUCACUCCACAGCCAACCAGAGCCCUUCGAAAGUGGCCAAUCCAAAUCCGACCCUGACCAAACAAGAUGCUCCUCCCACUUCUUCAGACAAGAAGCAGCAAGCCCCUCCCCCAUCCAGCUCCAGCGGCAGGGUGGCCCAGGAAAGCCCCGCCCCCCUGACCCUGACCCUACAGCUGGUUGGAGAGUGUGGAGGGAAGGUGGAGGAGGAGGGAGGAGCCUCUAUGACUCACUCCCUGGAUCCAGCCUCGCCCCUGGUCCUCACUCAUAGGAUCAGGCUGGCCCCCCCGUGCCAUUGUGACCCGGCCGACACCGCUGCACUGACCCAGCGAAUCACAGCCCUGGAGAGCCAGAUCUCGGAGCUGAGGGAGCGCUGUGAGGGAGGGGCAGCCGGGAGCUGCUGUGCGCAACAGGACCUGGCUGCUACAGGCUCUCGUGGUGUCCAGUCAGUCUGCUCCGGCCACGGUACCUUUGAGUCGGGAUCGUGUCGCUGUGAGUGUGAGCCUGGCUGGAGCGGACCCCUCUGCGCUGACCAGCACUGUCCUGAAGACUGCAGUGACCAGGGGCGCUGCGUGGACGGGAGGUGCAUCUGCUUCCCGGGGUACACCGGGACAGACUGCAGGCAGGUCGGCUGUCCCAGAAAUUGUACAGGCAGGGGGCGCUGCAUGGAGGGCAGGUGCGUCUGCAAUCCCGGCUUCACUGGAGAGGACUGCAGCAGCAAAACUUGUCCAGGAAACUGCCAGGACAGAGGGAGGUGCGUGAACGGGAUCUGCGUGUGCAAUAAGGGCUUUACCGGAGAGGACUGCAGCACCAAAACUUGUCCAGGAAACUGUCAGGACAGAGGGAGGUGCGUGAACGGGAUCUGCCUGUGCAAUGAGGGCUUUACCGGAGAGGAUUGCAGCACCAAAACUUGUCCAGGAAACUGCCAGGACAGAGGGAGGUGCGUGAACGGGAUCUGCGUGUGCAAUAAGGGCUUUACCGGAGAGGACUGCAGCACCAAAACUUGUCCAGGAAACUGCCAGAACAGAGGGAGGUGCGUGAACGGGAUCUGCCUGUGCAAUGAGGGCUUUACUGGAGAGGACUGCAGCACCAAAACUUGUCCAGGAAACUGCCAGGACAGAGGGAGGUGCGUGAACGGGAUCUGCGUGUGCAAUAAGGGCUUUACCGGAGAGGACUGCAGCACCAAAACUUGUCCGGGAAACUGCCAGGAUAGAGGGAGGUGCUUGAACGGGAGGUGCCUGUGCAAUGAGGGCUUUACUGGAGAGGACUGCAGCACCAAAAUUUGUCCAGGAAACUGUCAGGACAGAGGGAGGUGCGUGAACGGGAUCUGCGUGUGCGAGGAAGGCUUUACAGGUGAGGACUGCUCCGUGCUGGCCUGUCCUGGGAACUGCAGCAGCAGGGGGCGCUGUGUGAAGGGCCGUUGUGUGUGCCGGCGUGGCUUCACUGGCCCAGACUGCAGGGAGACAGCCUGUCCUGUGAACUGCAAUGACAGGGGGCGCUGCGUGAAGGGGGCGUGCCUCUGUGACCCCGGUUUCACCGGUGAGGCGUGUGACACGCAAGUGUGCCCCCAAGACUGCAGCCAGAGAGGAAGGUGUGAGAACGGGGCCUGCGUUUGCCAACAGGGCUUCACUGGAAAAGACUGCUCCCUGGAGCUUCCCUCUAUCUCCGAGCUCCACACUCUCAAUGUCUCGGACUCCUCGGUUUUGGUUCGGUGGAAUCGACCCAAUGUCCAGAUCGACGGAUACGUGAUCAGCUUCCAGGCCACGAAGGAGGAUGAUGAGAAGCUGACUUCACGGCUGGUGGGUGGGGUCUCUAACUAUACCCAGACAGGAUUGGCUCCCGGGCAGGAGUACCGAGUGACUCUGAGAGCCGAGCGCAACCAGGAGCUGGGACCACAGGCCUCUACUGACUUCACAACACUGAUCGGAGGCCCCAAGAACCUGCGUGUCGUCAAGGCGACAGGGGGCGAGGUGGUGGUCCAAUGGGAACGCUCAGUCUCCAUUGUGGAUCGAUACCGCCUCUACUUCACCCCGAGCGAGGGGGAGGGGCGUGGAGGAGACAUGGACCUGCCCCCCCAGAGAGACUCCGCCCACCUCACUGGCCUGGUGGCGGGGCAGCUGUACAACAUCACACUGGUGGCUGAGAAGGGGCGGAGCCGCAGCCUGCCUGCCAGGACACAGGCCAUGCCCGCAGGGUCGAUAGCCGAUGACCGAUUGACCGAUCCGGCUAUGGAAACGGUUGCCAAGGAAACCCAAGGACCGCCCAAAAGAAAACUGGUGAUCCUCAAGGCCAACAGAACCUCAACUACGCUCCCCAAUGGAAAGAAGGUCCUCCAAAAAAGACCCCCAACGAAAGAGGUCAAAAAAUGGGUCCUACCCAGGUUCAAAGUUCAGGGGUCAGGGGAGGUCAUUGCUUCCUCUCCCAGGGGAGAGUUGAAUGGCACCAGCAGUAAAGAUUUUUGGAAAUCCCCAACAUAUAAUAAUUCUACUUUGGAGAAUGCUGAGACUGAGUCUGGAAAAAUACCUGGAAAAAUCUCACAGGUGAAUCUAAAUGAUCCUUUACCGGCUGUAACCAAAAUCAAGGAGAAGCCAUCCACGCAGUACAAGAGCAAAGAAACAGCCUCUGAUAAGGAAACCCCAGGACCCACACUGCCUUCAUGGAAAGAAACUUCAAAAACCAAAAAGGUUCCAUCUGCAGAUCUUGCAACCAAACCAAACAAAGUCCUACACAACAUCUCCCCUAAAGUCUCUCCAGAUCUGGAUGGACUGGCUGAGGGAGCACCUACUAGUUUGCCCUCCAUCAAACCUGAAAACCUUGGAACGGUCGCCCCUAUAUCCCCUGGCAAGGUGCAACCCCCCACCCCUCACCCUGGACCACAACAUACUGGAGUCUUACCCACUGCAAACUCAACCGCAAUGGAGCCGAAAGCUGCCACUCACCAGAGAGCUACCGAUGCGUCAGGGGUCAGACAUGUGGGUCCGGUGGUGAGAGGGAACUUAAAGCCAGUUUUCCCGGGCAAGAAUGGGACCAGAUUGAAAAUCGACAGGAGCACCCUGCCGAAAAAGAUUCUUGGAGUUCCCAAACCUGUUCUAAAGAAGCCAUCUCCAGGUGCAUCUAGAACCAUGCCAGACAAAGUCUUGCCACCUCUAGAGAAUUCUCCAACUACCAAAGGUAUACCUACAGCUUCAACCCAAGUUGUUAAGAAGCAGUCUCCUGAUUCAACCCAGCCCAAACCUGAGGAAGUCUUGACGCUUCUUGGUCAAUCUAAAUCCACCACAAUUGUUCCUACAACUCUGAAGAUGAAGACCAAGGAAGGGUUUGUUUCUCUAAACGCCACCGAAACAGACAAACCUCAGUCUAUCAAAAUUGUUCCUCCAACUUUAAAUCCCAUUAAGCAGCAAUCUCCAGAAGCAACUGCAAUCCAGCCUACCUCCAAAUCUAAACCCAUCAUCCACGGGAUCUUCAUACAUGUGGGACCAUCAACAGGAGACAACCGGACCAAGGAGAAGGUGGCCCAGGAUGUCACCAGAUUCAUCCACAGGGCACCGAAGAGGAACCUACCCUCUGCCUUAUCCAAAGAUGCCAGCACUGACCCUAUCAUAAGAGGGCACCAAACACACCAGAGAACCAGGGUGGUGGAUUUGUGGUCACACAAACCCAAAUUUGGGGCACCUACUUCCCAAAACGGAUGGCAAACCAUCACAGGGCCGAAAGGGAAGCCUUUACAGGGGCCCCCAGGGGAUGACAGGUGGCCAAAAAACGUCAGGGUCAGGAACUCUACCUCUCGGAGCAUGCUGGUGUCCUGGGAAGCACAGAAGGGAGCAUUCACUCAUUUCGUGGUGACACAUAAGGAAUUCGGGGCCCAGAGUCUUCCUGUUAAGAGGGUCUUGUCUGGGGAGGCACGCUCCGCCCUCAUUGGGGGUCUUAAGCCUGCCACACGGUACACCCUGUCUGUGUUUGGGACGUCCCAUGGACAGAGGUCCAGGAUCGAGAGGCUCACAGCCCUCACAGCCCCACCCAAUGUAGAGAAUGCAUUGCCCACGAUUACACAGAUCGACCAGUCACAGGAAGAGGAGGAGCAGGAGGAGGGAAAGGGGGAGGGGCCAAGGCCAGGCUUGGGUAACGGACUUGCUCCAGGCCCUGACGUCCCGCAAGAGCUCUCCUUCAGCAACAUCACUGACACCUCCGUCGAGGUCACCUGGAGGCUCCCCUCAGCCCCAGUGGACAGCUUCAAGAUCACCUACACUCACUCACAGGAAGGAGAGCCCCACAGUGUUACGGUGGAGGGCAGGAAGUCACGGGUCACGCUGAGAAGACUGGUUCCGGGGUCGCAGUAUGAGGUCAGCGUGAUGUCUAUCAGGGGGAUGGGCGAGAGCGAGCCAAUCACAGGAGUCGUCAUCACGGUGCCGGACGCUCCCACAGAUCUGCGUGCUGUCAAUGUGACAGACUCAAUGGCGCUGUUGCUUUGGAGACCGUCGCUGGCCACAGUGGACCAUUACAUCAUCACAUAUAACGCCCGAGGCGUCCCAGAGAUGAACAUGACGAGGUCUGGCAACGUGGCCGAACUGCAGCUGAAGGGGUUAAAGGUCAACACUCUGUACAGAGUGACAGUGACCAGUGAGCGAGAGGGAGUGACCAGCGCUCCGGCAAGCACCACCUUCACCACCACAGCCAUAUCGACAGGGGAGGGGCCUCGUGACCUCACAGCCAAUCAGGUGACCCCUCACUCUGCCAUGCUGCAGUGGAAGCCUCCCGGGAGUGCAGUUACGGGGUACAUCCUGACAGUGCAGGGUGCUGCCGGGGAGAUUAUCAGGGAAGUGACUCUUGAGCCCAGUGUGAGCAGUCACAGGCUGGACACACUGGUCCCAGUAACGCGCUACACUGUGAGCCUGAUGGGAGUGAGGGGGGGUGAGAGGACUGCGACCAUCACAACUUCAUUCACUACUGGUGUGCUUCGAUUCCCUCACCCUGUUGAUUGCUCUCAGGAGCUACUGAAUGGAAUGCAGAAGUCGGGAAAGACCACAGUGUACCUGGGGGGGAACCGGGAGACACCACUGCAGGUCUACUGUGACAUGGAGACUGAUGGGGGAGGCUGGAUUGUUUUCCAAAGAAGGAUGAACGGUAAAACCAAUUUCUAUCGGCACUGGAAGGAGUACAAGGCUGGCUUUGGGAAUGUGAGCGAGGAGUUCUGGUUGGGCAAUGAGAACCUGCACAGCCUCACAACUCACAACCCCCAGAGCCUGAGAGUGGAUCUGAGGGCAGGGAAUGAGACAGCACACGCUGUUUACAAGACCUUCAGAGUCGAUUCUGAGAAGAAACACUACAGCCUGCACAUCGCGGGCUACAGUGGAAAUGCUGGUGACUCUCUCCGUUACCAUGACGACCGCCCCUUCUCAACCAAGGACCACGACCCCAAGCCCUUCAUCACCCGCUGUGCCAUCUCCUACAAGGGGGGCUGGUGGUACAGGAACUGCCACCAGGUCAACCUGAACGGGCUGUAUGCAAACAGCAAGGACCACCAGGGAGUGAACUGGUUUGACUGGAAAGGUUUGGAUUUCUCCAUCCCCUUCACUGAAAUGAAGAUGAGACCCGCCAACUUCCAGUCAGCGAGGAGAAGCAUGUAGACACCACUCUGCCUUAUCCUCCCCCCUCACAUAGAGACCACCCUGCCUCAUCCUCCCCCCCCUCGCAAUAGAGACCACCCUGCCUCAUCCUCUCUCCCUCGCAAUAGAGACCAUCCUAACAGAGCCUCCCUCUCUCGCAAUAGAGACCACCCUGCCUCAUUCUCCCUCUCGCAAUAGAGACCACCCUGUCUCAGCCUCCCUCCCUCGCAAUAGAGACCACCCUGUCUCAGCCUCCCUCCCUCGCAAUAGAGACCACCCUGUCUCAGCCUCCCUCCCUCGCAAUAGAGACCACCCUGUCUCAGCCUCCCUCCCUCGCAAUAGAGACCACCCUGUCCCAGCCUCCCUCCCUCGCAAUAGAGACCACCCUGUCUCAGCCUCCCUCCCUCGCAAUAGAGACCACCCUGUCUCAGCCUCCCUCCCUCGCAAUAGAGACCACCCUGUCCCAGCCUCCCUCCCUCGCAAUAGAGACCACCCUGUCUCAGCCUCCCUCCCUCGCAAUAGAGACCAUCCUAACAGAGCCUCCCUCUCACGCAAUAGAGACCACCCUAACAGAGCAUUUAG
Polyodon spathula (Mississippi paddlefish) is the source of this 6598-nucleotide messenger RNA. RefSeq names its product tenascin-like. Gene Ontology annotation, molecular function: protein binding. NCBI's taxonomy places the organism in Eukaryota, Metazoa, Chordata, Actinopteri, Acipenseriformes, Polyodontidae. The coding region runs from base 377 to 6037 and encodes 1886 amino acids. The transcript has 19 exons. The record is from RefSeq and is a predicted model, not a curated record.